AUGGCCUUCGUGAAGGUCCUGAAGAAUGCGGCCUACUUCAAGAGGUUCCAAGUCGCAAAGCGGCGCCGCCGAGAAGGCAAGACAGACUACCAUGCUCGCCGCAAGAUGGUCCGGCAGGACAAGAACAAGUUCAACAACCGCAAGUACCGGCUCGUUGUUCGCUUCACGAACAAGCGUUGUAUCUGCCAAUGUGUAUAUGCCACUCUCCGAGGCGACAUUGUUGUUGCUGCUGCCGCAUCAAACGAGCUCGUCCAUUUCGGAAUCGUAGCUGGGCACAAGAACUAUGCUGCCGCUUACGCGACAGGGCUGCUUCUGGCACGCCGUGUGUUGAAGAAGUUUGGCUUGGAUGAGAAGUUCAAGGGCAAGGAGGAACUGGAUGGCGAAGACUACCACAUUGAGGAUGAAGACAACGAUCAGCGACCCUUCAAGUGCAUCUUGGAUGUUGGGAUUCGCCGAACUUGCGUUGGACAUCGCAUGUGGGGAGCUCUUAAGGGGGCUGUGGAUGGCGGCCUACAUGUUCCCCACAGCACGAAGAACUUCCCCGGCUUCAAAGCAGCCGAUGAGAAGGGCGGCGAGUCCGAGUACGAUGCUGAAGCGCACAAGGAGAAGAUCUUCGGAAACCAUGUGAAGGAGUACAUGGAAAUGCUGCAAGAGGAGGAUCCGACAAAGUACGAGGCGCACUUUGCCAAGUACAUUGAGGCAGGCAUUGAUGCAGAGAAGAUGGAGGACAUGUACACAGAAGCACAUGAGAAGAUCCGCGAGGAUCCAGAAGGUGAGAAGGCGGAGAAGAAGGACAUCACGUACGAGAAAGACGGUGAUACAAUGAAGGCAUCAGAUGGCACUGAGCACACCCGCUUUCACAAGAUCACUCUGGAGAAGCGGCGUGAGAAGGUUGCUGCCAAGAUUGCAGCAGCGCAGGCGAAAAUGAUGGAAGAGUGA
Symbiodinium natans is the source of this 939-nucleotide messenger RNA. NCBI's taxonomy places the organism in Eukaryota, Dinophyceae, Suessiales, Symbiodiniaceae. The record is from the annotation of a GenBank genome assembly.